CUUACCGCCUAAGCUAAAUUCCGAAAUCUAUCUCCACUGCCAAGAUAACCCCUUUUUUUACAAUGCCUGAUUUAGACCCACCAUCCAUAUUUUCCUCACCAGCUUUACUACCCAUUGUUCCCAGCUCCAAUCCCAUGAAAUCCAUCACGAAUGGAGCUGAGAAUCCCCUCAAUUUGAAAACCUUGAACCCCAAUUCCCUGUGGGAAGUCAGCAAGAAGAAGGGCGAGGUAAGAGAGCAGGGAGAGUUGGAAAAUCCUAGCAAUGGCAGUGGCAGUGAUGGGAUUAGUGCUAUGAGGAUCUGCUCAGGUGCUGAAAUGGGUGGGAAUAAGAGCUUGAUAGAGCAUGUGAAAGAUUGGGUUCAGAGGAGGAUUGAUUCUGGGGUUUCUGAGCAUAGAUGCUACUUGCCCUUUCUUGUUCAUGCUCCAAGAAUGGUUGAAUGUCGUGUUUGCAAAAGCUGUGUGUUCCCAGAGGAGGAGAUAUUAUGCUCUGUUCGUAGUUGUCAGGAGGUAUAUCAUUUAAAGUGUGCCAUAGAAAGGCUUCGGUUCUCAUCCUUAAAACCAUUCAAGUGCCCUCAGCAUGCUUGUUUCCUAUGCAAAGAUAAAAUCCACUUGUUACGCUGUACAAGAUGUCAUAUGGCUUCACACCUGAAGUGUGCGGCAUUUCCAAAGGAUAUAAUCUAUCAUCCUAGUCAAGAGGGCCAAAUGAUUUGUUGGAGACAUCCUAAUGAUUGGCACAGUGACAGAGAGCAAAGAGUUCCAGCGAAUAACAUGGAGGAGGUAUUCUGUCAAUUACCUAUACCAUACAGUGAAGAGGAGUUCAAGAUUGACAUAAGUUGGAAAGAUAUGAUAGAGCAUAAAUUGGAGCCACCCUCUUAUGUCCACAUCAGGCGAAAUAUAUACCUUGUUAAGAAAAAGAGAGACAAUGCUGAUGUUGACAUCGGAUGCACGAAUUGCUGUUCUACUGAGUGUGCCGAGGAUUGUGUCUGUAGGGUUCAGUCCAUCAGCUGCUCAAAGGCUUGUCGUUGUUCUGAUAUGUGCACCAACAGGCCAUUCAGAAAAGAGAAAAAGAUCAGUAUUGUCAAGACUGCACUUUGUGGUUGGGGUGUUGUGGCUGCUGAAGCAAUUAACAAAGAUGACUUUAUAAUUGAAUAUGUUGGGGAAGUUAUAAAUGAUGCUUUAUGCGAGCAAAGACUAUGGGAGAUGAAGUUCAAAGAAGUCGAGAACUUCUACAUGUGUGAAAUUCGGAAGGACUUUACAAUUGAUGCAACAUUUAAGGGAAAUUCUUCUCGUUUUCUGAACCAUAGCUGCAAUCCAAAUUGUAAAUUAGAAAAAUGGCAGGUUGAAGGGGAGACUCGUGUUGGUGUCUUUGCUGCUCGAACUAUUGAAGUUGGAGAACCACUAACCUAUGAUUAUCGAGAAAUUGAUAUGGAGGGUAUGCCUCAAUGAGACAGAUAUUGGAUAUAGCUGGAAUCUGAGUCUUCCGUUUACCAGGGACUUCUCUUUGUUCUUUAACUCAGUUUGGGGAUGAGUCUUAAUGCAGUUUCUUUACCCAAUUUGCAGUGAAUUUCAUUUACUUAAAAAAUCCUUUCAUUUUAUUUUACUCAAUUUGCUGUGAGUUUCUUCUACUAGUUCUCCUUUCAUUUUAUUUCACACUCUAGUCUAGUGCUCUAUACCAUCUCAAAUAAAGCAUCUUCAAGAAAAGGUUUUGCUAGUUGGUGCAAGUGCCAGGGCUAAUUCCCUGUAGCCAUUCUUUGGUAGGAAUGAUUUUAUCUUGGAGAAUCAGCUAAUCAGUUAUACUCUGCUGCUUAGCAUUGUAAACUUAUGCAUAUGCUUCUCAGAUUCAUACAAUUCGGGCCAGAGGUUAGGUGCCACUGUGGAGCUUCAAAUUGCCAAGGCUAUCUGGGGACCAAAAAAAAGAUUUGCAAAGUGG
Coffea arabica (coffee) is the source of this 1929-nucleotide messenger RNA. The record is from RefSeq and is a predicted model, not a curated record. NCBI's taxonomy places the organism in Eukaryota, Viridiplantae, Streptophyta, Magnoliopsida, Gentianales, Rubiaceae.